GAGGAGUUGAAGGCUGAGACUCUGGCCCCAGGGGACGCAGCGUCACUGGUUCGAAACCUCUCAGCCACCUUGGUGAGGGGACUAAGCAAUUAGAGACACCUCUGAGCUGUUCACUCCACGGAGUAGCCUAGUCACCUGCAAGCCUCGCAGAGAACACCUGAGUCGAGAUAGGAGCACCGGGAAGUCACAGACAUGGCCUGCCCCUGGAAGUUCCUCUUCAGAGCCAAAUCCUAUCAAGGUGACUUGAAGGAGGAAAAGGACAUUAACAACAACGUGGGGAAAACCCCAGGUGCCAUAUCCAGCCCAACAACACAGGAUGACCCUAAGAGUCACAGACCUGCCAAGCUCCAAAAUGGUACCCCCCAGCCCCUCAGUGGGACAGCACAGAAUGUUCCAGAAUCCCUGGACAAGCUGCACGUGCCUCCAUCGACCCGCCCACAGCACGUGAAGAUUAAAAACUGGGGCAGUGGAGAGAUUUUACAAGAUACACUUCACCACAAAGCCACAUCGGAUUCCACUUGUAAGUCCAAGUCCUGCUUAGGGUCUAUCAUGAACCCCAAGAAUUUGAUCAGAGGACCCAGAGAGAAGCCCAUCUCACUGGAGGAGCUUCUGCCACAAGCCAUCGACUUCAUCAACCAGUAUUAUGGCUCCUUCAAAGAGGCAAAAAUAGAGGACCAUCUGGCCAGGGUGGAAGCUGUAACAAAGGAGAUAGAAACAACAGGAACCUACCAGCUGACCCUGGAUGAGCUCAUCUUUGCCACCAAGCUGGCCUGGAGAAACGCCCCUCGCUGCAUUGGCAGGAUCCAGUGGGCCAACCUGCAGGUCUUCGAUGCCCGGAGCUGUAGCACCGCCCAGGACAUGUUCCAGCACAUCUGCAGACACCUGCUUUAUGCCACCAACAAUGGCAACAUCAGGUCGGCCAUCACUGUGUUCCCCCAGCGGAGCAACGGGAAACAUGACUUCCGGAUCUGGAACUCGCAGCUCAUCCGGUACGCGGGCUACCAGAUGCCCGACGGCACCAUCCGAGGGGACCCUGCCAACCUGGAGUUCACCCAGCUGUGCAUCCACCUGGGCUGGAAGCCCCGCUAUGGCCGCUUCGAUGUGCUGCCUCUGGUCCUGCAAGCUGACGGGCGAGAUCCAGAGGUCUUUGAAAUCCCUCCUGACCUCGUGUUGGAGGUGAACAUGGAGCAUCCCAAGUACGAGUGGUUCCAGGAGCUUGGGCUGAAGUGGUACGCGCUGCCUGCCGUGGCCAACAUGCUGCUGGAAGUGGGUGGCCUCGAAUUCCCAGCCUGCCCCUUCAACGGUUGGUACAUGGGCACGGAGAUCGGAGUUCGAGACUUCUGUGACACACAACGCUACAAUAUCCUGGAGGAAGUGGGCAGAAGGAUGGGCCUGGAGACCCACACACUGGCUUCCCUCUGGAAAGACCGGGCUGUCACAGAGAUCAAUGUGGCUGUGCUCUAUAGUUUCCAGAAGCAGAACGUGACCAUCAUGGACCAUCACACAGCCUCAGAGUCCUUCAUGAAACACAUGCAGAAUGAGUACCGGGCCCGAGGAGGCUGCCCUGCGGACUGGGUCUGGCUGGUCCCUCCAGUGUCCGGGAGCAUCACCCCCGUGUUCCAUCAGGAGAUGCUGAACUACGUUCUAUCUCCAUUCUAUUUCUACCAGAUUGAACCCUGGAAGACCCACAUCUGGCAGGAUGGGAAGCUGAGGCCCAAGAGGAGAGAGAUCCGGCUCAGAGUCUUGGUGAAAGUGGUGCUCUUUGCUUCCAUGUUGAUGCGCAAGGUCAUGGCUUCCCGAGUCAGAGCCACAGUCCUCUUUGCUACCGAGACAGGGAAAUCUGAAGUGCUAGCCCGCGACCUGGCAGCUUUGUUCAGCUGUGCCUUCAACACCAAGGUGGUCUGCAUGGACCAGUACAAGGCAAGCUCUUUGCAAGAGGAGCAACUACUGCUGGUGGUGACAAGCACGUUUGGGAACGGAGACUGCCCCAGCAAUGGGCAGACCCUGAAGAAAUCUCUGUUCAUGCUGAGAGAACUCACGCACACCUUCAGGUAUGCUGUGUUUGGCCUUGGCUCCAGCAUGUACCCUCAGUUUUGUGCCUUUGCUCAUGACAUCGACCAGAAACUGUCCCACCUGGGAGCCUCUCAGCUUGCCCCGACAGGAGAAGGCGAUGAACUCAGCGGGCAGGAGGAUGCCUUCCGCAGCUGGGCUGUGCAAACCUUCCGGGCGGCCUGUGAGACGUUUGAUAUCCGAAGCAAACAUCACAUUCAGAUCCCGAAACGCUACACUUCCAACGCAGUUUGGGAACCACAGCAAUACAGGCUCACCCAGAGCCCAGAGCCGCUAGACCUCAGCAAAGCCCUCAGCAGCAUACACGCCAAGAACGUGUUCACGAUGAGGCUGAAGUCCCAGCAGAAUCUGCAGAGUGAGAAGUCCAGCCGUGUCACCCUCCUUGUUCAACUCUCCUUCGAGGGAAGCCGAGGCCCCAGCUACCUGCCUGGGGAACACCUUGGGAUUUUCCCAUGCAACCAGCCUGCCCUGGUGCAGGGAAUCAUGGAGCGAGUUGUGGAUUGUCCUGCACCAAACCAAACUGUGUGCCUGGAAGUUCUGGAUGAGAGAGGCAGCUACUGGGUCAAAGACAAGAGGCUGCCCCCAUGCUCACUCAGCCAAGCCCUCACCUACUUCCUGGACAUCACUACCCCUCCCACCCAGCUGCAGCUCCACAAGCUGGCCAAGCUGGCCACGGAAGAGGCUGACAGGCAGAGGCUGGCGUCCUUGUGUCAGCCCUCAGAGUACAACGCUUGGAAGUUCAGAAACAACCCCACGUUCCUCGAAGUGCUGGAAGAGUUCCCGUCAGUGCGCGUGCCAGCUGCCUUCCUGCUGUCUCAGCUCCCCAUUCUGAAACCCAGAUACUACUCCAUCAGCUCCUCCCAGGACCACACUCCUUUGGAGGUCCACCUCACUGUAGCCGUGGUCACCUAUCGCACCCAAGAUGGCCAGGGUCCCCUGCACCAUGGUGUCUGCAGCACCUGGAUCAGUACUCUGAAGCCCCAGGACCCAGUGCCCUGCUUUGUGCGAAGUGUCGAUGGCUUCCAGCUCCCUGAGGACCCGUCCCGGCCUUGCAUCCUUGUUGGGCCAGGCACAGGCAUUGCUCCCUUCCGAAGCUUCUGGCAUCAGAGGCUCCAUGACUCCCAGCACAGAGGACUCAAAGGAGGUCCCAUGACCUUGGUGUUUGGGUGCAGGCACCCAGAGGAGGACCACCUCUAUCGGGAAGAGAUGCAUGAGAUGGUCCACAGGGGAGUACUGCAUCAGGUGCAUACAGGCUAUUCCAGGCUUCCUGGCAAGCCCAAGGUCUACGUUCAAGACAUUCUGCAGAAGCAGCUGGCCGAUGAGGUACUCAGAGUGCUCCACAGGGAGGAGGGCCACCUCUAUGUUUGUGGAGAUGUGCGCAUGGCUCGGGAUGUGGCUACCACCUUGAAGAAACUGGUGGCCACCAAGCUGAACUUGAGCGAGGAACAAGUCGAGGACUAUUUCUUCCAGCUCAAGAGCCAGAAACGCUAUCAUGAAGAUAUCUUCGGUGCAGUCUUUUCCUAUGGGGCGAAAAAGGAAAGCACCUUGGAGCUGCCCAAAGGCACCAGGCUCUGACAGAUCAGAAGGUGUUAUAGCUUCUGAGACAGAAUUCAGUGAUGGAUUCAACUCCCCAGCUGCUAGGGGCCUGGCAAGACAGAGACAUACAAUUUCCCCCAAAGCCCUCACUCCAUCCCUCUCAUGCCUGCCCUACACAGUAGUGUUUGGACUACUUGACUCUCCCUUC
Molecule: messenger RNA, 3814 nt
Organism: Acomys russatus (golden spiny mouse)
Lineage: Eukaryota; Metazoa; Chordata; Mammalia; Rodentia; Muridae
Gene: Nos2
Product: nitric oxide synthase 2
Biological process (GO): nitric oxide biosynthetic process
Molecular function (GO): heme binding; NADP binding; FMN binding
Source: RefSeq, a predicted model, not a curated record